AUGUCGUCUCUCAGAAGAGGGCCUACCAUGGCCUCACUGAAGCUGAGUAGACUUGGUCGCCCCCUGGUGAUAGGCAUCCGUCGCGAAGAUCCCGGAAGGAUAUGGGAGCGACGGGCCCCCAUCACUCCAGAUGACGUGCAUGAGAUAGUGUCGAAAGAGAAAGCAGCUGUCGAAGUCGUUGCAUGCGCCCGACGCGUCUUUUCGGACUACGAGUACAAGCAAGCUGGUGCACGGAUCGUUAGCCGGCUCUCGCCCGAUGUCGAUCUCAUCGUGGGUAUCAAGGAGCCGCCCCUUCGCGAGGUUGUCAAUCUCGAGCGGGGGCGGCAAGAGGCAGGCCACGAGCCGCAAACCUUCCUCAUGUUCUCGCAUACACACAAAGGCCAGCCAUACAACACCAAGCUCCUUUCUCGCUUCGCGGCUCAGACACACGAGAGGGUUCCGAGGGAGUUCAAUCCCUACCCCCGGCUGAUCGACUAUGAGCUCAUUACGAAGGAGGAUACUGGGAAGAGGACGGUCGGGUUUGGAAUAUAUGCGGGUCUGGCAGGGGUGCUGGAGGGCUUUUCCUCGAUGGCACACGCGCAUUUAAAGGCAGGAAUUGCGUCUCCGUUUCUGUAUACCCCACGGCCGCAUACGCUACCAACGUUGGAACAUCUUAGGAGUGCGUUCAGGAGCGUUGGAAAGAUGAUUGAGAAGAACGGGACGCCUCCAAGUUUGGGUCCUGUUAUUGUUGGUGUAACUGGGAAUGGCCAAGUCGCGAAAGGAUGCCUCUCGAUGUUGCAGGAACUGCCGAUUCAAUUCGUGAAACCGUCUCAGCUGGAAUCUCUCGUCAGGAACAAACCCUCGCACUCGGACCUCACAAAGAUUUACGUUUGCCAUGCCCAACCGGAAGACUAUUUCAGACGGACGGAUGGAAGAAGUUAUGAUAGAGCGGAUUACUACUUGAACCCGGAUAUGUACGAGUCGGUAUUCUAUCACAAGAUCGCCCCCUACCUGACCCUGUUGUUCCAUGGCGCUGGCUGGUCGUCCUCUUUCCCCCGCCUAAUGACGAACAGCGAGCUUAUCUUUGCACUCGAGAAAGCCGCUCGCAUCUCGCCGCACCAUCAAAAGCGCUUCACCAACAUCGCCGACAUCAGCUGCGACAUCGAGGGCGGGCUUGAGUUCCUCACGGCAACGACAACGCUCUCCUCUCCCUCGUAUGAAAUUCGGCCAACACCGACGGACAGCAACCCCACCCCAUUCUUGUUCUCCCCGCAUGUGGAGCCGCCGGUUGUGACGAUGAUGGCGGUCGAUAUUCUGCCUGCGGCGAUACCCAGAGACGCCUCGUAUCAUUUCUCGCAGGUCCUCCGGCCGUACAUCCUCUCCUUGAUCGAACGCAUGCGAGAGGAGAAGGCAGUGUGGGAGGAGCAGGGACGCGAGGGGUACGCGAAGGCUAUCGCGCAGUUCGCGCAUCCGGAUUCAGAGGUUCGGGAGAAUGGCAAUGGGAAGAAGGGGAGGGAGGAUCCGUAUAAGUCGGCUUUGAGCCGCGCGAUCAUUGCCUCGGGCGGCGAGCUUGUAGGUCAGCAUACGUGGCUGCAGCAGUCGGUGGACAAGGUGCUCGAGGAGCGCACGUUUCGUGUGGACCCUGACUUGGUGCCUAAGCCGUCUGAUGGUGUUGGCGAGGAGCUUUGGGCGAUGUUGGCGGAACCGCAGGAGUCACAGCGGAGGAACGUGUCAAAGAAGGAGGCGGUGGUGGCUAACGAGAUUGAAGAGGCGGUAGCGAAGAAGGCGGCCCGAGAGGCGGCGAGCGAGUCUGACGAUUACAUGGAGAAGUUGAGCAAGGCUCUGAAUGACAUCGAGCCGUCGGUCGCCAGUUCCAGUCCCGCCACCGAUACGGGUUCGGCUGCGUCGCUGGGCAAGAAGAAGAUCUUGAUGCUUGGCAGUGGGAUGGUAGCUGGACCCGCCGUGGACUACCUUGCGCAGAGGAAGGAUGUUGAGCUCGUUAUCGGCAGCAAUUGUCUUGCGGAACUCCAGCAGCUCUCGGUGCCGUACAAGCAUGUGCAGUAUCGAAUGAUCGAUUUUGAGAAGCAGGCGACGUACAAGCAUCUGGUCGCCGAGACGGAUGUGGUGAUUAGCCUGCUUCCCGCUGUGAUGCAUCCCAAAGUUGCGAAACUCUGUCUCAAGAUGGGCAAGCACCUUGUCACCGCGUCGUAUGUGUCUGACGCCAUGGCCGAGCUGGACGAAGAGGCGAAAAGCAAAGGUGUCCUUCUGCUCAACGAGAUCGGGCUCGACCCAGGCAUCGACCAUCUCUCCGCACAAGACAUGAUCGACAGGAUCCACAAGGACGAAAGGUCCAUCAUUUCGUUCACGUCGUUCUGUGGCGGCCUACCUGCUCUCGAAGACUCGUUCGUCCCGCUGAGGUACAAGUUCAGCUGGCGUCCGCAAGGUGUCCUGACGGCUACCCUGAAUACGGCGAAGUAUCGUUUGGAUGGUGUGGACCACCGCGUGUCGGGCAACAAAUUGCUCUCGUCACCAUUCCACAACCUCCCUAUCACCCCGGAAUUUGAGCUUGAAGGCCUCCCAAAUCGAUACUCGUUGCCUUAUAUCACUGCUUAUCAUAUCAGAUACCCAGUUCCUACCUUCGUUCGCGGAACGCUCAGGUAUCCAGGCUUCAGUUCUCUCAUGCAGUCGUUCAAGACACUCGGCUUGCUGAACAACGAGAAGGAAAUGCAUCUUCACGACUGGGGCACCUUUGUGACACAAAGCAUGCUCCUUAUGUACAAGAUCGACGACGGUAUCCUGCCGCCUCUGCCCUCGAUCAUUCCCUUGGAACACCUUGCCCCACUUCAAGAGGCGCUCGAAUAUCUCGGUCUGGCGAAGCCUACCGUACCCCGCCCAUCUCGUUCUCAUUCUCGAGUGAUGCCUCCUCUGCCCGCCGGUGCAAUGACCCCACUUGACAUCUUCGCCUACGUCCUGGCUGCGAAGCUCAAGUACGAGCCGCACGAGCGCGACAUGGUCGUCCUCUCACACGAGAUCAUCACCGAGCGCAAGCCCCUCGCGAGCCCCUCGGCCCCUCGUGAAGUCGAGAUCCAUACAUCUACGCUCAUCACGCACGGCACGCACGAAUCCGAUGUCGGUUUCAAAGGUGCUCGCCCUGCGUCGGCGAUGGCGCGUACGGUUGGCCUCCCUGUCGCCCUCGCGGCGCUGCUCAUCGUUGACGGAAAGACUCUCGGCAUGUCUGGCGUGCACAAGCCAACGCACCCGACGCUGUAUGUGCCGCUCUUGGCGGGUCUCGAGGAGCUGGGCAUCACGAUGAAGGAGAAGGUGAGGAAGGAGAAGCGCAAGCCGGUACUCGUGCGCAAUGGGGAGUACAACGGGCUAAGGGUACGGGGAGGACGUGAUAUUGAGGGCAGACCGAGGACGGUGGAGGAUGCGCUUAUUGCGUCGCAUGAAGGACGAUCGUUUGUCGAUAGGAUGGAAGGCGGAGAGGUGGUUCGAGAUUUGAACCAGGAUCCUCAUUGGAAAGAGGAUGAGUACGUGCCUUGGGAGAAGAGACCAUAG
Messenger RNA from Cyclocybe aegerita, 3537 nucleotides. The record is from the annotation of a GenBank genome assembly. Lineage: Eukaryota; Fungi; Basidiomycota; Agaricomycetes; Agaricales; Hemipholiotaceae.